Tyto alba (common barn owl) is the source of this 4144-nucleotide messenger RNA. RefSeq lists its product as uncharacterized. The coding region runs from base 122 to 1501 and encodes 459 amino acids. Gene Ontology annotation, cellular component: extracellular region. The record is from RefSeq and is a predicted model, not a curated record. Gene Ontology annotation, molecular function: chemokine activity; CCR chemokine receptor binding. Gene Ontology annotation, biological process: G protein-coupled receptor signaling pathway; cellular response to type II interferon; inflammatory response. The transcript has 3 exons. Lineage: Eukaryota; Metazoa; Chordata; Aves; Strigiformes; Tytonidae.
UAUAAUCUGGACUGAACGGCAGCAGCUGCGUUGCUCCAGAGGAUGCAAUAAGAAGUUGGGAGCGGGAAAUACAGCCCGUAAUCCUUCCCUGCCUACCCUUCCUACUGCUGACCACGUGAACAUGAAGGCUGUUUCCCUCCAGAUCCUGUUUGUGCUGAGGGUCUUGUGCCUGGUGAGCCUGGCUGGAGGGCAACCCAAAGCACCUCUGAAGUGUUCCAAGGAGUGUCACGUUUUUUCACCCGAGGUAGCGGCGAAGCGGAUAAGGAGCUACCGCCGGACCGAAGCCCGCUGCCCCAGACAAGCCAUCAUCUUUAUUACUCUGAAGUCCAUAGAGAUUUGUGCAGAUCCAAAGGCAAAGUGGGUGAUGAAGAUUGUAGAGAAACUGGACCAGAAAAAGGCUGCAGCCUCCCCACUUCCACAUGAUGCCACCUUAGCAGCGGCACCGGGAGAGCCUGGUGGUUUUCAGAAACACAUUGGUCUUAGAGUAACCACUCCAUCUCAAGCCACUGCUCCAACUAGUUUCUUCCAAGAGACUGGCACAGCGGUUUUGGAGAGAACACGUGUUCCUGCUGCCAGAACAGAGGUGUCCAGCAAGUCCCCACCAGCCACGCAGGACACCACUCAGCUCCCUGCAGGAUUGUCCCCCGUGAUAGGGGAAGGUGCUGCCCUCUCUGACAUCACUCCAGAAGCAAGCAGAGAUUCCUUAAAAUCUCUUUCACCUUCAGCUACUUUUGCAGCAGGUAUGAUCUCCAGCCAGCCUACCCCAUAUCCCACGGCUCUUGUGCAUGGCUCCGACAACGCCGGAGGAUCUACAGAAGAACCUGUAGGACAUACUGCAAAUGCUACGGCCAGUGCUCAAGACAUGACUUCUCCUAGCUCAAAUUCAGGCCCCAUGGACAUUAUAAAAGGACCAGACCAUCCUGUACUUUCUACACAUGAAUCUCUGGGCCCUACAAGUGCAAGAGCCAACACUCCAAACACUACUUCUAACAGAUUUAGUUCAGAUCUCUCCAUCCUGGGCAGCACGGAGGUCACCACCGUCCCAGCCACACCACCUCCUCCAGAGACCGCCUCAGUUUCUGCUCUAAACUCCACAACCGCCAUAGACAAAGGUCCUUCUGUCCAUACCAACAAGGUUGUCCAUCCCUUUGUAGAUGCUUUUGAUACCAGAACAUUUGAUUAUUCAUCACCUGUAGGAAAGCAAGAGCCUUCAGAUACAUUAGUUUCUAUUAGUCAAGCAUUCUCAGGCCAAGCCAGAAUGCAGAUGACUACAGAAAGACCAACCAAUCUGCCUCUUCCCAGCUUCUUGUCAAGAUCUCAAAUACACUUCAUCAUCCCAGUUUCUGUGGUAGGCGGUCUGAUGGUUUGCAGUGUUGUUGUCGUAUGGCUAUAUCUAAAAUUUGGAGUCAAAAUAGAAGAUACGUCAAGAGAAAUGGUACAGGGCUUGCUCUACCAGAAGGAGGGACAUCAAAACAAUGUCUAUCAAAUGGAAGUAAUCUGAAUGCGUUAUGGCUUGGACAUUUCUGGCCUACACUACAUGUGUGUUGCUGCAGGAAAACUGAGUUUAUGCUGAACUGGUGACCAGUAGGAAGCAAGGCAGGGCAAAAAAAUACCAGAGAGAACUGACUUUUUUGCAGAGCAGAAUGUCCAAAAAUAUAUCUAAUUCGUCACCAACCAAUGAUGGUAUUUUGGAAAUAAAUGAGACACUUUUUUCUUCUGGCACUGUUAUGCACAAAGGCUAUCGCUGUUUUAGAGCUGCUUGGUGCCUCUUUGCCAGGCGGUGGGCAGCAGUGAAUUUCCAAACUGCUCUUGGGAAUUUUUCUGCAUUUCAUCAUGGUCCAGCAGAGAAGCCACCCACUCGCCCACGCUGCUGGACUCAGGCUCAGCCCACCUUGAGCAAUCUUAACGCUGAAGCUACACAAUUUGCACUUGACAAACUCUGCUGCUUCUUUCUUUCACUUCAGGUUGCUGCUUGGUCAGACCACGACCGAUGCUGGUGGUCAGCUGGGUGCUGGCUGAUCGAGUACCCCUUUUACUCUUGCUGGAGACACGCGGGGCAGUCUAGCUUUUCAGAGAUCGAUGACAAAAACUGCAUCUGAUUAGGGAACUGAAGGUCAGUGCCACAGACCUUAUGUUCAGAGGAGCUGGCAACCCACAAUCUGCCUCCUCCUUGAAACCAGGCCACCUUUCUCUCCAACAGCUGUGGGCAUUUCUUCUGGCAGAUUUAGUCUGAGUCCUGGUUCUUGGCAAAUCAACUGCAAUAAAACCCUUCUGCCAGCUGCUGCGCCCUGUGUCCAGCUGCAUCCAACGCCAGGGCAGGAUAAUGUGGAUGAACCUUUGCAAAUGGGAGAAAACAAGAAGUCACCCAGUAGUUUUGCUGUUGCUGUGAUAACUUUGGAGGGAUUUUUGCUGUUCUCUGCAAGCACAGAACCCAGGAAAUACUCUCUUGGAGGAGUUGUGUGCAGGUCUGGGUUUAGUCAUAUAGGAAUUACUCCACCACAGCAGACAUACCAUUCUUCCAGCCCCAUAUUUUCUCUAGCAAUAAACACAUUUACUGAUCCACAAAAAAAAAGCACAAAAUGCCUGCUCGUGGUCCUACACUUCAGCUGCAUUUAAGUUUUUCUUUUUUGGAUAGCACCCAUCACCAGACUAUUAAAGCAUCGUGACAGUACCAAGCUUUUUUUAAACCCAGAUUGGGUUUGAUUUUUUACAUGUCUAGAUGUUGCUGUAUGUAAGCCUUAUCUUUUAUCUGUGGUCAGUUCCUGAAAGCCAGUAUUGAACAUUGCCUCCAGUAUGAUUUUUUCUGGGGCAUGCAAAGGUCUUCGUGAGAUGAUGCUUUGCAGAUAGAGAUACAUACCAAGGGUCAGAUCCUCCUCUAACCAACCUCAGUGGAUCAGAUCCCAAAGUAUAAAUAUGCAUGUAGAAAAAAAAGAGAGCAAAGCCAUAUAAUAAGCAAGAUAAAGUAAAAAUGAUGGGUCAGCUCUAAAGCAGAGCUAGAGGAAGGCAGCUUAUUGGGUCCAUCAGAUUGCACCUUCAGGGCACCCAUCCAGCCCUGGAGGUGGAGAAGAUAGACUGUGAUGGUGUCUGUGUUCUGCCAUCAUUCGAUCCCUUAUUUCUCCAUUUUGCUGACUUGAGAGAGGGGAGCCAGGGAUUCGUCUCAGGUUUUGCAAGUACAGAAUGCAAUCAGAUUAAUUGUAAUUAGGAAUUUGGGGUGAAACCCCAGCUUGGGCAGCAGCACUCCCGUGCAGCCCAGCUGUGUAACUCUGGCUGGGGUUGAUUUACCUGGAGGGUAAAUCAGAGACGCCUCCCCAUCUGCCCCACUCGUGCACGGCUGGGGUUCGUGGCCUCACAGCUCGUGAGCCAGUGUACUGUGGUAUUAUUUUUAUCCGAAGCACUAGAAAUGUUAUUUUUGUAGUAAAAUUUUGUAGCCAUUUAAAUGUAUGCAAUGUCUUGUCCUUGCUCCGGAAGCACUGUGGAGUCGAGACCUUCCUGGGAACAUUGGAAACCACUGUGCCUUGUCUAUUUUUUUGCUGGUCUUGGAUGGUUUCUGCAUGUCCACGGGAGCUGGGUCGCUCUCCGGGCACCACAGCAAAAUGGAGCAGGCACUUGUCUUCCCUGGCCGUGGGUGAAGUCCUUGGCUUGGAGCGAUGCUGGGGAGGGGAAUGUGCACCAGACAGAUCUGAUCACUUCGAAUCCCACCACGCUCUUUUUAAGGACACCGGUUUCAGCUCCCGCAGCCGGCUCCCAGCUGCCGUGCCCACCGCACUGGCACUCACGGGGAGGAGCUGCUCCUCCAGCCUGGCCCCGUCCUCCUGCUCGCCUCGCUCCCCUCUCCUCUUCCCAGGCUGUUAGCAGCCAGGACGCUGGCACCCCUCAUGGGGGGGCAGUUCAAACCCAGGGCAGGGGGGCACCGCCGCGCCUCCUUGCUUUGCGCUGUGCGAGGGGCCAACUGGGAGGUGACGGGGCCUGUGGGUGUCACCGGUUCCUGGGGCUUAAAAUGUCAUUUGCUGCAGAGCGCCGUGGCUGUUGCAAGUCACUGAUUCAUUCGUGUACCGAGUAUAUAUGAGUUGAGUGUAUGAGAUAUAUAUUCUGUAUUUUUUUUUUUUUUUUAGAGGUAACUGUAAUAAAGUCCUUAUGUUAAAAA